Molecule: messenger RNA, 660 nt
Organism: Phytophthora infestans T30-4
Lineage: Eukaryota; Oomycota; Peronosporomycetes; Peronosporales; Peronosporaceae
Exons: 1
Coding region: 56-568 (170 amino acids)
Source: RefSeq, a predicted model, not a curated record
CAGCAUUCCACUUGCCGCCCAGUCUUCGCUUAGCAUUUCUAAAGUAUCAAGAAAGAUGAGCUACGGAGGCAACGUUGAAGGUUAUCUGCUCAAGAUUGAGGGUGACGAAGCCCGUAUCGUGUACUGUAUCCUCGAUGAAGGCAUGCUGCAGUACUUCUCGCGCAUGGGUGGCGAGCUGUUGGGAGCUAUUGGGUUGUCAGGGUCCAAGGUUGACGUGUUCCUACUUCCUUCCUCCGACGAAGUGGGCCAAGUGUCCAACCAAUUUCGAGUAGACGCUCAACCUCGCACUCCGUCCGUUCGCCGACGUGGUGCCCGGCAGCCCGUUGAUGGGGAUAAUGUGGUGUCGAUGACUUUUGCCGGAUCAACGCGAGAGGUCUCAGACCAGUGGGCAGUCUCGAUCCUCAACUGGAAUCGCUACAGUUGGGAAGACGGCCAAAUGGUAUGCAGCUCCAAGAACGAGUAUCAUAACCUCCGGGAUAUUAUCAAGCUGAACGACUUGAAAGUUGACAAGACGACUGAAGACCCAGUUGUGCCGGUUGGAGUUAGCCCAGCAGUCCUUCCACUCUGAGGAUAUGCCAGGCCAGCAUGACUACAGCAUAAGUAGAGUGUCUAGUGUGUUUGUUCAAUAAUAGACUGGUAUUGUGUUCCAUGUUGCGCACU